UGAACGGUUGUUUUUAGUUGUGUAUAAGUACUUAGAGCGCAUCUAGCUGUAUUUGUAUGGUGCGUUUGUUCUAAUAGAUUAAUUUGCCACUUUUUUAAGUACGUUUUUCGACUCUUUAAUUUAUUCAAACAAAGGAGGAGAAAUACGUACUAUUAUAUAUUUAUGCUGUUGAAAUACUUAAACAGUGUACAAAUCAUAAGUUGGAGUGGGUUGUAUCGAAAAUAUGUGAAACCUUAAAGAGUACUAUUAGUGCGUGUUGAAUAUAAUUUGAUACGAAAAAAAAUUAUGCUAUUUAGGCAAAGAUACAAGUGGAUGUAAAUUGGUGAAAUGUUUUUUGUCUGAAGAAAGUCGAUUUCUGUGUUUUGGAGAAGUCAGUAAUGAAGAAAAAAUUGUGUUUUUAUAUGUAAAAAUUAUUUGUUCAAGAAAAGAGUGUACAUAAAAAAGCAAAGAAUGGACGAUAAGAUGUAACAUAAAAAACCAAUCAAACCAAAAGGGUUUAUGUAUACUGGUUAAGUGAAUGCGAUAGCGUUUUGUAUAUGCAUGCGCGAGUGGGAUAGCAAACAACACUCGGCAAAUACCACAAAACUGGAAGGAGCAGUUAAAGCAAAGGCGAUGCAGUCAUAUUAUGUAUAAAUAUUAAUUAUCAUAUUAUGUAUAAUCUUUGAAAAAAAUUAUCGUAACUUUAUUCAUAUACCAUUUAAGUGGAACAGCUUUUCGAUAAUAUUUUUCAUUGCAAUAGGACUAUCGAACAACAUUUAUUUAUUAUGCAUAGAGACCAGAGAGUAAGCUGACUUGCAAAUAGUUUUUCUGAACAGCUAAUCUUACAAUAGAAAGUAUAAAUAGCCAGACUAAAAUGACCAUGGGUAUCGUGGGUAAAGUUGAUCCUAUUAAGAGCAACGGCAAAAGGAAUAUCAACCAGACGUUGAAAUCAUUGCACGAAAUAAAUGAUAUUUUCCCUAAAAAAGAUUUCUUUUUGAAAACAUCAUCUUGUCAUAAAUGUAUCAAUAACGCUGAUCCAUUGCACACCACAUAUAUUAAUCGCAGCACCAACAAAAGUCGUGAAGAGAAGAUUUUCAAGAAUUUUAGAAGUACUACAAUCACUGGAAGCAACAGGAUUUUGAGGAUAAAAAAGGCGAACAAAUCUAUGCCACGAAGGGGGCUGGCAUCAAAUAUCCCGAUAACCAGUAAACUAGAUAGUGGUAAUGGUUUUAAAAAAUCAUUGCAGAGGCAAAGCGAGAAAAAAGUAACGACGUUCGCAGCGUCAACGUUACUAACUACAAAUCUCUUAGUGGACAGAAUUCGUGAUAUUGGAGCUAGGAAAUCAGUCGAUAUAGUAUCAUCGAAGUUGCAUAUUAACAAACCUUUACAAAAAGGCAGUCAUCACAAGGUUAAAUGUCGUACUGGUAAAUUACAUCGAAUCCAAAAUAGGGUCAUUCAGACGACAGCGGGCGAUACGGAAACUGUGCCGGCAAAUGCAGAAGCGUCCAUAAAGUUUCCAAAUAAAUCACUUAUAUGCGGUAAAAUAACAUUACGGUCGGUGCCCGCAUCUGAGUCAGCAAUGGAGCAAAUUUCGAUGUCCCUAACUAAGACAGCAUUAACACCCACGUCGACAUGGACGGCAGCAUUUGCAUUAUCGACGUUAGCACAAACUUUAUUAGACGUGUCUGUUAUUCCUCAAGCUUGGCAACAAUUUGUAAAACUUCUGCAGAAUUCUCUUUUAGGAUUAACUACUUCAUCCAGAGUGGUAACGACAAGCCUUAGCAUAGCAACGAAAAGUACUAGAGUCGUUCGGCAACUAGAAAGGACAAGUACAGCACCCGGAGCAGCAAUACUUACUGCAUUCGGAACCGCGACGGCAGCGGCACGCUGUAAAGCAGCUGCAACAUAUAUCUCGUCUUUGCACCCAUCGGGAAGCUCAUUGCGUACGAAAUUUCGGUUGCUUCCCAGUGUGGGUGCAACAUCGUUUUUCACAUUACUGACGCUCAUUUGCCUAGAGACUGUACUACUCUCUACCGUCUCCAAUUGCGCAAAAACAUUUUAUAUGCAUUGGAAUACAUCCAACAGUAUAUUUCGUAUAGAUAAUACAGACCAUAUAAUUGAUGUAAACAAAGGAAACUUAGCAUUCGAGUUCGAUCAAGUGCAUAUUAUAUGUCCCGUAUAUGAACCAGGCACCUUCGAAAAUGAAACGGAAAAAUAUAUAAUAUAUAAUGUGUCAAAAGUGGAAUACGAGACAUGUCGGAUAACAAAUGCAACUCCGCGCGUUAUAGCAAUUUGUGAUAAACCGCAAAAAUUAAUGUUCUUUACAAUAACAUUCCGGCCAUUUACACCACAGCCAGGUGGUUUGGAGUUCCUUCCUGGAAAUGAUUAUUAUUUCAUUUCAACUUCAUCGAAAGACGAUCUUUAUCGACGAAUAGGUGGGCGAUGCUCCACAAAUAAUAUGAAAGUGGUUUUCAAAGUGUGUUGUGCGCCUGAAGAGAAAAACAAAACGUUAAUAAAUACUGGCAGCUCUAGCAGCUCAUCUUCUAUUGGUAGCGCUAGCGCUGGCGGUACUAUUAUUGGUAUAAACACGGCUGACGGCAAUGGCCUUACAACAGGUAUUGAUAAUACUGCCAAUAUGGAUGUUGCCAGUACUCAGACCAAUAUAAAUCAACAUCAACAUAUGAGUAAUAUUAACACAAUUGGAAUCAAUGGGGUAAAUACAGGUUUAAUACCAAUCGGCGGUGUUCAUAUUGGCGUCAAUAGCGCCGUUGGCGUAAGCAAUAGUGGUAUGCAAAUGAAACCGACGAAUGGCGGAAGUGGUACAUCCAUCAAUACAAAUAUUGAUCAGUUCAAUCGUAUACCAAUACAAGCUGGCGGCAUUAAUGUUAUGGGGAAUAAUGUUGGUGGACUUGGUGGUAUUGGCCUUGGUGGCCAUGGCAGCGGUGGUAUUAUGCUAGCACCAGGAAGUCAAGGAGGCAUAAACAUGAUCUCGAGUGGUGUAGGUAUUGGUAUCGGGCAAUAUCCUGGUCACUCUGGACAGACUGGUAUACGCAUUAACAACGUCGCGUCUCAGCAACAUCAUGCAACGCAUAAGAACAAUAAUAAUGACGAUCAUUAUGACAAGCAUCCAAAUGAAGUAGUGAAAAAUGAGGAGUUGACCUAUAAUAGCGGGGCAGCGUCAAUGAAACCAUGGUCUUUUUGGAUGACCAUUAGUACAACAACAAGUUGGCUUGUCUUCAAUAUAUACAGAUGGUUAUUGAAACGAAUUAGAACCACAGGAGGUAUAUUGUUGCUAUCGAGAUUUUCCAGCCACUGUGAAUACGGAGAAAGAUCACGGACGGCAGCACAACUACAGAGCGAGUAUAUUCAAAUAAAUACUAAAGUGUUACAACUUUACCUGCAGUGCUUUGUAAAACUUAAGAAUUUAGUAUUUAAUUACUACGUUUUAAUUAUCUCUAUCAGUGUAACAGUUGCUGCAACUAUAUAUGGGAUACAAUUUGAUAUACAAAACACAACAAUGAAAGGCGAUGACUUUGAUUGAACUCCGAUCCCAAAGUAACUUCCAACAGAAUUCUUUUUGUGGGGAGCUCAAGGCAAGAAUUUGGGCCGAAUUUAUGGCUAGAGCCGAGAUGGUAAAAAAAUAAUAAUAAUGGAGACAAAGCAAAAUAUUUCAUUGUUGACAAUAAUGAUGAUCGCACUUAACUGGUGUAAAAGGUUAGUUGCAGUCAGAGACAUGAAAAAAAAUUUAAAUACUUUUUUUAGUCAGUAAAUUGUUUUAUUUUUUAAAGGUUAACACAGAAAAGCAUUGAAUAAGGUUUCUACUUGACGUGAUAGAUAUUUCGUUUUGAUUCAGCUCCAACUGAAGAUCCUUGGGAUUACCAUCACUAACCCUUGGAGAUCCAUCUAAAAAAAACGGACAAAAACGAAAGUUUUAUUAAUAGAUAAUCUAUGCACUAGGCAAAAGCUGUACAAACUUCAUUGAAAUAUACUGAACUUUUGUCUAGGUACAGUUCAAAAAAACAUAGUUUUGAGAAAACGCAUUCGAAUUUUUACAUUCAAUUCGCCUAAAAUAAUAUAAAAACUGCACGUAAUGAAAGAGAAAUGACGAAUAGAAAAUGGCCAAAUUAAAACACGCUACUAGAUACAAGAAUAUACAAAUUGUUCAUUAUAUUGUAUUAUUGUAAAGCAGAUGAAAACCUUUAAUUUGCUUUAUUUAAACUAAGAGAAAUGUGUAUAAUCAAGCAUAUGCUUAAGACUUAUACAUAAAUUUAUCCGAUUUUAAAUUUUUUGUUACAUAUACACUUUACAUACACGCAUCAUCUUUUUACAUAAAAACCCGUACUAACCGUGUAGAUAACAGUAGUACAUACUAACGCUAACAAUUUAGUAAAUUGACAUUCAUUGAUGGAAUUAGAAAGAAAAAAUCAAGGCAGUAUUAAGUUUUAUGUGAAACACCCUCGUUGAGGGUAAGUAGGAUAUGGUUAAAAUGAUGAUUCAUGCAGUUGUCGUUGUCUUCACAUUGUAUUGACCAAAUCUUAAUUAAAAUAUCUAAUGUACUUUAAAAUGCUAAUGGAAAACGGUAGCAGAGUUACCGAGAAUAAUAAAACAGACACAGGUGUUUUUCUUUGGCGACGUUAGCAGUCUAUGGCCAAGUUUGAAACAUUUUUACAAGUAUAAGUACUUUAUUUUAAUGACAAGUACCAUAUAGAAUAGAUAUUUACAUAAUCAUAUUUGCGCGCAUAAAUGCAUACAGUCAGCGUCAUAGGUCUACAAGCUAGUCUAAAUUGUAUUAUCCUUAUUAAAUAUGACGUUAAAGUCUUUACUUUAAUUUCACGCGAUUAUUUUUACAAUUUUCGACGUUGAUUAGUUCACCAAAAGUGCAUAAAUGAGCUAAAUUCAAUAUUUGAUGAGGCAGCUCCAUCAAAGACCAGUUUUUAUCGGUGGUAUGGUGAAUUCAAUAGAGAUUGUAGAUCAUUUCAGGAGGAUUUUCGGGAAGUUCGUCCAAAAUCAGUUGUUCCGGAAGUUUUUGAUGCUGUUAGCAAACUGAUAUCGUGAGAUUUAAACAACCUAUUGUAGCAUUAGUAAGAUACAUUCAAUAUUGCAUCAACAUUUGAUUGUAGACAUUUUUUUUACGUAAAAUUCCACGUAACUUGUCUAUCACUCAGAAAUAUCUUGUGUUGUGUGGCCUAGAGAAGUCCUUCAAAAUGAACAAAAUCUGACAAAAGUUGUUCUUCCACGAAGCACUUAUCGCAACCAUCUCAUUAAAAAACCCCUUCUGAGUGAUACACCCAUAAUCAGGAAAACCAACCACCGAAGACGGUUUGAAUAGUUUUUUUCUUUACUCCUGAAAUUUAAAAAAGAAUUUACGUACAAGAACUUUACUUAUGAAGUUUUUACUGUGUAAUAUUUAAAUUAUGCAAUUUAAUAUCCAAGGUGAUUUAGAAACUAUCAAGAGAUAACGACUAUCGAGGUUUUCACGUGAUAAUUCUUGUAGAUUUGAAGUUUUUUCACGGUUUAGACUGAACAGUACGAUCUUCCAAUCGCAAUUCAAUCCAAAAAACCCAAUUUCGUGGUUUUAUUUCCCUUUUUUCCAAAAUUUAUUAAUAUUGCUUUUUUUUGUCGAACCAACUAAAAACCACAUUAACAAAAAAUUUGUAAGGCGCACUAUAUCCUGAGUACUGAAGGCUUGUAGACUUUUGAUCGCUUCGAUAGUUAUGUUCAAAAAUAAAAAUGUCGUUAUCACGUUUAUUAGGCUAACGUAUGCACACAAAUUUGGCGUCGUCUUUUUACUGUUAACCAUGUGUAAGAAAAAUUAAAUUUGAAUUCAAUAAAUUAUUUAUGUUUAAAAAAUAUUUUCAAACAAACAUUUUUGUAUUAGUUUUUAGUAGGCUUAUGACGAUGACUGUAUGUAGCAUUGCUGCUUACAAUCAAAUUAUGUGUUCACAUCGAUAUGCACACAGUAAAUGGAAAAGUAAAACAUUUUUGUUGUAAUAACUUAAGCAAUUUAGAACGACUUGUGUUGAGCAUGAUAAAGCAACGCAGUAGAAGCGGCAAUAAGCCUUACUUUAUAACUGAAUGGUGUAAGUUUUAGCUUAAAAACAGUAAGUGUAAAGAGAUGGGAGAAGACGGUGCUUAAUGAUUUAGGUAUUUGAGGCAAAUUAAUAGUAAAACUUUUGAAAAUGUAAGUCGGAAAAUCCCAAACGGGGCUAAAAACAGCUAUACAAGGUUCCCUUUUGAUUUCGUUCCUGAUUUAGAUGUGAACGCAAAAUUACUACGAAUGGUAAAAAACUUUUACAGUAUAUUAUUAUAUCUCAUAUAUGUAUGUUCUUUUUGUUAAUAAGCAAUUAUAAACAAAUUUGUAUUAAGAAUGUUAUCUUUCAUCAAGAGAUCAUCUCAGUGUGACCCUCCGAAAAAUCACUGAUAUUCGCGAUUUUUGUUUUUAUUGUUGAAAUUAAGUAAUCGGUCGAAUCAUGACGAAUACAAAAUUAUUGUUUUUAUGUUUAUUUAUUGGGUGCAUAAUAGUUAAAUAAAUUAUUGAAAUUACACGUAAAACAAAGUCCUGUACGAUGUCCAAGAUUGCGGCCGCAACUUUAAUCUAAUAAAAAAAUUGUUUUGAAAUUUGAUGAAAUGGUGGCAGUUCGAACAAAAGAUAUCGAAUUUAGCCCAUUUUUCCAUUCUUUUUCGUAGAAAAAGAUACGAAGAUUUCGAAAAAAGCGCGAUAACGAAAACACGUUCUCUCAUAAUUGGAGCUAGACUCUUCCCUUGAGAGUGGAAAACGUUUCGAAAAACACCAGUUUGAGAACAACGCGUUUAUAGAUUGGUUGCUACGUUCCCCACUCUGUUCCGUUUCUACAAGAAAUGCUGUUGUGACCGUAAUAAUUUCAGUUUCAAUUUGAGAGAAUGUUUUUUUAUAUUAGUAUACACUAUCCGAUGAUGAAACAAAAAAAAAAACUUUUUUUUCGAAUAUUUCACACCCUUAACUUAAGACCGUUAAGCGGCGAUUAUUUAUUGUCUGAACAACAGAAGUUGAAGCCUGCAUGAUCAUACAGUUACGCAAUUACAUAUGCAAUUCGUAUAGCUAGACACUAAUAUUACUUGCCAAUUUUAAUGAAUGUCGAAACUAUCCCUAAGUGUUUGACCCAAUAAAUUAUGUAGAAGUUUCUGAAAAAAUAGGUAAGUUCAAUCACAGCCAUGACACAGAAACACCGGAAAAGCAAGAACAGUGCUCAAUCGAAAAAUUAAACAUUCCUAUUGUUGGAAUACAGUCAAAUUCAUAAUUGUAGCUUAGAAUAGACAAAAAAAGAACCAAUAAUUUGAUACAUAUUUGAAGUUUGAAAUUCACAGUUAAUUACCAAUUUCAGGUAAAUAUAUUUCGACGAUGUGAUCAGAAUUAAUUUUUCGGGUUUUAAGAUCACCAAAAAUUAAUAAAAACGAACGUCUUCUUUUGUUGCAAUUGUAAUGUAUAACAAUUUAGGGUGUAUGAAAUUUUAAUAUAAAAUACUAACUGCUAAUCAAAAGUUUCAUUAUAUUUUCAAGCAGUAAUGUGAGUUAUGCAACAAUAUAAACAAAAGAAAAAAUGCAAGGGUGUUGAACAUUGUUAAUCAAUAUCUUUUAUUUAUAAUUUAUUUUAUUCAGCCAAGUUAUUUUAAUUUAUGAGUUUUCAUUCUCUUUAUUUCUUUACCCAGUUUUUAGUUGUUAUAAUAAGGAAAUUUCAGCUUUCCCCAGAAGUACUCAAAAUUAAAUACGUAUGUACAUAAUCACAGCCAUUUAAACGUGAAUAUGUUAGUGAGCAUUCAUUUACUAUCAGGAUCCACGAUAGAGGGGAACUACGAAGAGUUCCCCGCUCCGCCUUAGCGCCCCCCAAAAGUUAAAAGUUAUUCAUUAUUUCCAUCAAAAGUGAUACACCGCGAAGAAAAAUAUCUUGACUUGCAAGUACAAAAUUAUAAACUUCCCCCCAAAAUUCGACUCUGGAUCCGUCCUUCCUUACUGUAUACAUUGCUUUAAUUGACAAAUACGACAUAACUUCGUUAUUUGACGCGGAAAUUUUGAAUCCCGGUAUUCUAAGACAUUCACUUUUAAAAAUUAAAUAUUGUAUUAAGAAUUGCAAUAAAAAUGUAUGCGAUCUUUUGUAUUUGAGGUUGUUGGUUUUGUUGUUGUUGUAACGACAAAAACCCAUCCCUAGGUAAUUUCGAAGAAUGGUGCCGAGUUGGAUUAGAGGUGUUUUGUUUUUGUUAAGGGAUUUUUUUUUCGAACACUAGCACUUCCAGUUUCCGCUGGAGAUAGUGCGAGACACCAUCUAUAGAAUUUGAGAAUUUGAUUUUUCCAUAUGUGUGUUAAGUUCUACUUUACAUGGCUAGCUGACAUU
This is a messenger RNA of Bactrocera latifrons, 8344 nucleotides long. RefSeq lists its product as uncharacterized. Gene Ontology annotation, biological process: ephrin receptor signaling pathway; axon guidance. NCBI's taxonomy places the organism in Eukaryota, Metazoa, Arthropoda, Insecta, Diptera, Tephritidae. Gene Ontology annotation, molecular function: ephrin receptor binding. The record is from RefSeq and is a predicted model, not a curated record. Gene Ontology annotation, cellular component: plasma membrane.